AUGGGCAUCAAGACGCUAGCGUGGUGGUGCAUGCCGGACAUGAUUGGCGAAUUUGCGAGUUCUGGUAACGACUUCGACUUCUCCAGCAGGUUAGGAGGACUUAAAGCGGGGUCGACUGUAACGGGUGUGACUUUACGGAUCGGUUCGGCUCCCGCUGCGCUUUUACUCUUCACGAUCUGGCGAUCCGUUGACUCUGCUGCUCCUCCGUUGAUCUCAGUCGAGGCUGACGGCGAGGAUGCGAUGCUGGAUGAGCUGGCAGGGCUACACGUGGAGCUCGACCCUCCUGACGUGGCAGGGCGGAGCCAGCUGGACGAUCGCCGGGACGUCGCUGACGACGCUUUUUUCCGGCUGCGAGGGCUCUGCGACGCACUGCUAGCGCUGCUACAGCUGCUAGAGCUGCUAGAGCUGCCAGAAGCCGCCUUAGUGGACGCGGCAGGGGAGGAUCCCUUAGGGCUUGGCAGCAGCUGCGGCUUCCCGCCAAACGCGGCGGCAGCUGCGGCGGCGUCUUUCGAGGGAUACGCUGGCGGAGUGGACGGCGCGGACCGCGGGCUGGUUGAGGCGGAAAGAGCGCGCGAGCGCACCUUGGACAUGGGCGCGGACUCGGAGCGGGAGAGGAAGCUUCCAAGCGGCUUCGGGGAUUUGCAUGUGGCUGCUGCGCCCGUUGAUAUGCUCACGCGGGUGGGCUCGUCAGAUCUUCCCCCAGGCGCCUUUAUCGCCUCGAUCACCGCCGCGUUUCUUGCCUUCGUCGGUCUUUUCCUGUGCCUCGUUUUCGCUCGCUGGUUCAUUGCUCCUGAACCAGAACAGGAGGACGACAGGAAUAACCAGCGGCGGAGACUUUUCGGCUUGGAUAAAGACCUCGUCAAGAGCUUUCCGACCUUCGUUUUCGCAGCUGAGCAAGCCAAGGAGAGCGACUGUGUCAGUUUCCGUCAGUGCUGCAUCUGCUUACAAGACUACGAACCAGGCGACGAAAUCAAGUCUCUUCCGGUUUGCGGUCACAGGUUCCACGAAUCGUGUAUCGACAUGUGGCUGGAAGGGAAGAGAACUUGUCCAGUGUGCCGGGCGAAUCUCAGACCCAAGCCAUCGGUCGACAGCGGGUCGAAGUCCGCGACGGAUGGCGAACACGGGGAAGCAGAUGUCGUGAUCGCCAUCAAUCAACUUUGCGACAGCAAUGGACAGUGUUGCAACCCAGCUUUGUCCUUUUCCCGCCGUCGCCGGGCGAAUCUGGCGCUCGAAAAUGGCGGCGCCUCACGCGGAAGGCCGGGAACGCGGGGACUGGAAGACGCGCUCGUUGAUUCCUUCCCCACGUUCAUGUUCUCCCCGGAAACGGCGGAGAGCGAUAAAUUCGUGGAGUACGGCGGUUUGAAGUUACCGGGAGAGGAAGGAAGAGGGGAUUUGGAGGGCGGGAAGGCGGUACCGAACUGGGGGGAAGGAGAGGGAUUUCGCGAGUGCGCGGUGUGCUUGGCGGAGUAUGUUUCCGGGGACAUGCUGAAACUGCUCCCCCCGUGCGGGCACGUGUUCCACGUGGACUGCAUUGACACGUGGCUCCAAGGAAAAACGACCUGCCCGAUAUGCCGCCGACACAUCGGUCCAAGUGCUGAAGUCAAGGAAGGAGAUUCAGAAGGAGGCGGGAUAGCGGGAGAUAGGGGACAACAAAUCGAGAGGGGAGAGCAAGGGGAGAGCAGCACGGGGGGAGGUUUAGCGGGUCUGGAAGCCGACAGAGAGGAGUUAGGGCAGCAAGCGGUGGCAGGAGCAGAGCGGUGCAAGGGAGCGAGCGACAGCAAGAGGCGGAAGAGCAGCUCACAAGCCAACGCCGGCGAAGCAGACACUGCCGCAGCAGCAGCAGCAGCCGGGGGAGAAACAGGGGGAACGGGGGGAACGGGGGAGGCGGCGGCGGGGGAGGCAGUGAGCGAGGCGCUGCUGGUGUGCAUGGCGAGCUGUCUGGCGGACUUAAUGAACAACCCGCGCAGCACCAUCGUGUGCAGCACGCGCGCGCAGGAGAUCUUCCAGUGCCUGCAGCCCGCGCUGCUGCUCCCGCGCGUCUCCAACCGCCUGCUCUACUUCCAGCGCCUGCUGGAGCGGCUGAUUGAUCUAAUCACUCCGGUUAAGGCCUCGGUUGCUGGUGGUGUGAAGGGUGCUGAUGGGUCGGGUGAUAAGGAUGCUGGUGGGAAUGAAGCCGAUGCCACUGCUGCUACUGGUGCUGCUCAGAAUGUCGCUGAGAAUGGGGUAGGGGAGCGUGAGACAGAGGCCACGGAACCCGCCUUGCCAAACGGCACAGCUGCUGCAGACGCAGAGGCAGCUAAAGUAGCAGGGGCAGAGGCGGCUACAGCAGCAGCGGUAGAGGAGCAGGAGGGCGGCGGCAGCGAGGGCAGCAGCAACGAGGGCGACGUGACAGAGUCCUUGAUCCACAUGCAGGCGUGCAAGGCGCUGCUGGUGAUGGCCACGAACGGCGCAGCGGAUCUGAUCGUGCAGCACGUGCCCGGGGUGAUGGGCGCGCUGGAGCGGCUCAGGCAGGAGUCGGGCGUGGAGGAGGCCGUGGUGCAGGCUGACGCCGCGCUCAUGGCGCUCUGGCUGUCACCCAAAGGAUACUCGCUCUCCAACCCCGAGCGGCUCAGGCAGGAAUCGGGUGUGGAGGAGGCCGUCGUGCAGGCUGACGCUGCGCUCAUGGCGCUCUGGCUGUCACCCAAAGGAUACUCGCUCUCCAACUUCGAGCUGCGUCCAGUGGUAGCAACACACCUGCUGAGGGUGCUCGGUUCACCAGACUUGGUGGAUAACCACCAGGACGUCAGCUUGGCACUGGUGACUCACUCCAUGUCUCAUUCCCCCUUCUCCCCCAUUCCCGUCCUCUUCCCCUGUCCUGUUCUAACUUCCCUUGUUCAUUCGUGUUUUCCUCCCCAGCUGCGACCGGUGGUAGCAGCGCAUCUGCUGAGGGUGCUGGGCUCGCCAGACCUGGUGGAUAACCACCAGGACGUCAGCUUGGCUCUGGUGACGUCAACCAUCAACCCUGACGCUGCCACGCGGGCCAGCAUGCUCCAGCUGUACGCGGGACUGCUGAGUCAGCAGCAGGAGCUGACGCACAUCCUGAUUGGCCACGUGGAUGACACUGACAGCCUGGCACACCAGAGCGUGGUGCACUUAGUGCUGCACACGUGCGAGUCAGAGGACCGUGCCAAGGCCAACUGUCUUUCUCCCUUACUCUUCGACUUCCCCCAUCAGAGCGUGGUGCAUUUCGUGCUGCAUCUGUGCGAGUCAGAGGACUGUGCCAAGGCCUUCACACACCCCCCCCUUGACCUCACCCCUAUCCCCCGCGUGCCCCAUCAGAGCGUGGUGUAUUUUGUGCUGCAUUUGUGCGAGUCUGAAGACUGUGCCAAGGCCUUCACAGCCAAUCAGGUGGACUGUGAGGCGCUAGUGGCAGCGCUGGUGGUGGCGGCACAGGCAGAGAAUCACUACGCACCCAUCGCUGUUCUUGUUCGCCUGGCUAGCCGUCCUACCACCUGGGACCAGGUUGAUCAACUGGCUGCAGCAUAUGCAGAGUACAAGGGAGAGAAGCCCCCAGAGCGCACAGCAUCCAUGCCAUCGGAGGAGGAGCAGUCCAAGGAGGACAUUCUGAGAGACAUUGUACGCAGCCAGUCCCACAGGAGCCUCAAGUCAAGAACUGCAGGGGGAUAA
Molecule: messenger RNA, 3666 nt
Organism: Closterium sp. NIES-65
Lineage: Eukaryota; Viridiplantae; Streptophyta; Zygnematophyceae; Desmidiales; Closteriaceae
Source: the annotation of a GenBank genome assembly